AUGUCCCCGGUCGAGUCGGAAACUCACAACAUGCUGCUUCUUCAGAUAGCCGCCGAAUCCGAAGUCACCACUAUCGCUAGACUAGGAACGGUCGUUAUACAAUUUGCUCGACACGAGCUUUUGUUCAACGCGGCAGACCAGGAACACGUCGAGUUACUAUUCGACGAGUCGGAUCCCGGGUCGGAUCCCGGGUGCGAUGUCUUGGAUUCGCAACCGACCCGACGACGCAGCGGGUGUCAACUCGACGGGCUCCGCGAUAAGCUUCUACGUCACCCGGCUACGUGGCCGAACACGCGCUUCGAGGUGUUGCUGACUACGAGCGAAGACGAGAUUUCGGCGUCAAUGUCGACGGAGAGACUAAUGCCGCAGGUUUCGAUGGAGAGUCGGAAGACAACUGAUGUGGUACAGUUGGAUCAUUCGUAUGGAUGAGAAUCAUGUCUGCAGAGGUAGCGGUAUGACCAUUUGAAGACCGUGUAUACAAAUCAGUUUGAUAGAGG
Molecule: messenger RNA, 497 nt
Organism: Aspergillus steynii IBT 23096
Lineage: Eukaryota; Fungi; Ascomycota; Eurotiomycetes; Eurotiales; Aspergillaceae
Exons: 2
Coding region: 1-429 (142 amino acids)
Source: RefSeq, a predicted model, not a curated record